This is a messenger RNA of Entrophospora candida, 954 nucleotides long. NCBI's taxonomy places the organism in Eukaryota, Fungi, Glomeromycota, Glomeromycetes, Entrophosporales, Entrophosporaceae. The record is from the annotation of a GenBank genome assembly.
AUGACACUUCCAAUUACAUCAGAUAAUGACAAUAUUGAUACUACUACUUCUCCAGAACUUGAUGUUAUCAAGAAACAUCAUGGAGAGAUUAUUUAUGAACCUAAUGGUUUUGUUGCCAAGAUCUAUAGAAAAGAUAGUCAACUUAACAGACGUGAUACCUUUGAACAAUCCAUUAAACGCCACGAACAAUUUUUAUCUUUAAAACUUGGAUCAACACCAAAACAUAAAGUUAUUGAUAUAGGAUGUGGAGUUGGUGGUCCUCUUCGUGAAAUUGUUAGAUUGUCUGGAGCACACGUUACCGGAAUUAAUAAUAAUGGAUAUCAAAUUGAAAGAUGUAAAGCAUAUUCAAAGAAACUUGGCUUGGAGAAUUUGACUGAUUUUGUCAAAUGUGAUUUUACAAAUAUUCCACCAGAGUUGGAUGGGAAAUUUGAUUCAGCUUAUGCUGUCGAGGCAACAGUUCAUGCACCAAAACUUGAAAUGGUUUAUGGUGAAAUAUUUCGUACAUUGAAGCCUGGUGGUCUUUUUGCCAGUUAUGAAUGGGUUAUCACUGAUAAAUAUGAUGAAAACAAUCCUGAUCAUAAGCAAAUUAUUCACGGAAUUGAGGAAGGUAAUUCUGUGCCAGCCUUAGGUUCUUACAGUAAAGUGCUUGAAGCUGCCAAAAAUGUCGGUUUUGAAGUUCUUGAAUAUGAAGAUAUGGCUGUUUUAGAUGAUUCUCAUGAACCAUGGUAUAGCACUUUGAAAGGAAGUUUUUCAUUGAAUGGUUUUAGAAUGACUCGUCUAGGAAGAUGGACUACUCAUAAAUUUGUUUCUAUCCUUGAAACUUUACGUAUUGCACCACCAGGGUCAACCGAUGUCUCUCUUUUUCUUAAUAAUACCGCUGAUGCUUUGGUUAGAGGAGGAGAACUUGAAAUUUUUUCUCCAAUGUUUUUUGUAUUAUUUAGAAAACCUCAAUAA